AUGCAGACCCCGCCUGAUUCGAGCCGAUCGCGGUCGGAAGCUGGUGCCGCAGCGGGCGUUAUGGCGCCCUCUGAGCGGAUAACAGACUGGGUUGAUGUUCGGUCACCUGAACAAGUCAUCGCGAGCCUCCAUCCUGUUCUGACUUGGACGCGCGUCCCGGACGCCAGCUGGCUCUUCGCUCGUGACUGGGCAAACCAGUUGCCCGGGGUUGCCCCGGGUUGGCCCGUUGAAGCCGGCCGGCCAAAGGACCCGAUCUCCGAGGGCGCCGCCGCCGGACAGCGCUCCACGUACGUGGAUGACCCCUGGGUCCCGGUUCGAACAUCGACCGUCUCGGACAGCAGCCAAGCACCACUCGCCAACAACGCCGGCCGACCCAUCCCAUCCACUCCGGUGCGCUCACGGAGACUGACACGCGGCGCGGUCCUGUCGCCCUUCGCGCCUGCCAACUCACCGUCCCAUACAUCCGCGAGCCUGUUGGUAAUCGACAACCCGGUUUCGAUCCUGGACUGA
Messenger RNA from Thermothielavioides terrestris NRRL 8126, 510 nucleotides. RefSeq lists its product as uncharacterized. Bases 1 to 510 code for a protein of 169 amino acids. The transcript has 3 exons. NCBI's taxonomy places the organism in Eukaryota, Fungi, Ascomycota, Sordariomycetes, Sordariales, Chaetomiaceae. The record is from RefSeq and is a predicted model, not a curated record.